GAAGCAUCCAAAAGAGUCAAAUUUAGCGCGGAAAAGAACCUUGGAGCCUCGUCCAUGCCCUCGUUUUGCAGAUGAGUACAGGCAUUCGUUCAAGGUCACAGGGCUAAGUUUUGGAAGCAGAUCUUUUUCAGUGGUGCUGGCUCCUGGUGUUGCCCCUGCCCACUGUGUCCCUCAUCCUGCCUCCUCUGCCUCAGGAGAAGGAGCUGUAAUGAACCUUCUGGCUGCGGCGGGUUAAAAGCCGGCAGCCGGGUGGGCAUAAGUGUUUCCGCACCCAUCCAGAGACUGCCUGACCCCUCCCCUUCUCCCCUCCCCCGCCUCGGCCGGGCUAGGCUGGACCCCGCCCCUUUCACCUGCCCUGGCUGAGCCCCGCCCCUCUCACCUGUCCCCGCUGGGCUGCGGCGACAGCUAAGGCAGCAGCUGGUAGAGCUUGGUCACGCAGGGCAGGUGCCAGCCAACGACCGGUUCGGGGCCCUUGCAAAGAGGAGGAAUGAAUCUUCUGGCCGAGGCUCGAGCUUCGGGGAAGCCUGCGACGCUGCAGACGGUGAGCUCAGCUGGCGGGACCGGGCUGAGGGGCCUCGCCGGUUCUCGCCCCAGCCACCUGUUAUGUCCGGCUGAGGGAUGUUCGCUGACACCUUGGCCUCUGGCCGCCCCUCUGCCCUUCCUCGCACCCUCUCUCUCUCACACGUGCUCUCUGCCACCGCUUCUCUCCCCCACCUCCCCCGCCCACCGCUGCAGGUACCCGCUUGAGCGCACUUACUGGUCUGCACACAUGCAUACACUCACUCGCCUCUUCCUAGCACCGCAGCACUAGCACUCCGCGUUCCCCUCCGCCCCUGAGACAAUCUAAGGGUGCCGCCUUCCCCGGAAGAAUCAGAUCCUCCAUCCCGGUCCCGCUGCUGCCCGGCAGGGACACUCAGUCCGAACCCAACGGCUGUGGCCCUUCAGAGUGUCACGGACCGGAGUAAGGAAGUGGCUCUUGUAGCCGCUUUGGUGAUUGUUUCAAGCUAAAUACAGGAGUAGAAGCGUCUCAGUGGAAUGCUGGAGUUUCCUGGUAAUGCGAACAAGUGGUCAUUCCUUUGAAAAGGGGGAAUUAAAGGAUGAUAGCCACAUUGCAUCGGACCACCACUUUCCACUGAUUUUGGAGCUCGAGUUUUAGAGGUUCUCUAGUCAGUACUGAGCAGCUCUCCCUCUUAUUCUGACUGUGGCCUCAGUGGAUGUCACCUGUUGUUGAAUUGAAUGUGGGGGGUGAGCUGUACACCACCACAGUGGGCACCCUGAAAAAAUUCCCAGGCUCCAAACUGGCAGAAAUAUUCAGCCCAUCCAAGCCUCCUUGGCCUGAUUCCCAAGGCAGAAUCUUCAUUGACCGACCAGGCACCCAUUUUCGACCUAUCCUAGAAUAUCUCCGCAGUGGGCAGCUGCCCACACACAGCAUCUCAGAGGUAUAUAGAGAAGCCCAGUUCUAUGAGAUCCAACCUUUGGUCAAGCUCCUAGAGGAUAUGCCCCAGAUGUUUGGUGAGCAAGUAGCCAGGAAGCAGUUCUUGCUCCGAGUGCCAGGAUACAAUGAGAACCUUGAGCUCAUGAUUCGGAUUGCCAGAGCCGAGGCUGUGGCAGCUCGAUGUUCUGGCGUAGUGGUGUGUGCUGUGCGGACUGAGGAAGAUGCUACUCGCUGCCUUGAUGCCUUACAGACUCUGGAGACAGACAAGAGAACAGUGGUCAAGUUUGGGCCCUGGAAGGCAUCUCCAGUCAUCACUGACCUGUUGGAUUGUGUCAAGAUGGACAUUGAAGCUCAGGGGUACUCUGUUUCUUACCAGCCCUAUGCAGCUGAGAAGGGCUUCCGAAUAAAGUCCUCAGAUUACUUUUAUAAAUUCAUUUUCACAUGGUGGUAAUCCACUCUCCCUACAAUUGAUCUAAGAAUUGCUACUUUUGGCUAGUGAUAGUACUUAUAGGAAAAAAUGUUAUUAAAUCACUUAACUGAAAUUAAGAAAGUAAAACCUAUAGCAUAAAUAUUCUGAAUGUUUUCAUGACAAAAGGGAGAUAAUGUGGUUGGUGGUCAGCACUAGACAAAUAGAAUAAGGGGGUGAGACAGUCUGGGCUGUCUUUCUGAUUUUUUUAAAGUAGGCACAUUCCUUCAAUUCUCUGUACUAUUUAUUUUCUAUUAAAAAUGUGUGUGUGUGUGUGGGGCAGCUGGGUAGCUCAGUGGAUUGAGAACCAGGCCUAGAGAUGGGAGGUCCUCUGUUCAAAUCUUGCCUCAGCCACUUCCUAGGUGUGUGACCCUGGGCAAGUCACUUGACCCCCAUUGCCUAGCCCUUACCACUCUUCUGCCUUGGAGCCAAUACACAGUAUUGACUCCAAGACAGAAGGUAAGGGUUUAAAAAAAAAUGUGGGUAUACACAUACAUAUACUAUGCAACUGUAUAUGUACAUAUAUAUAAUAUGGUGAGGAUAAAUGAGAAAGAGUCGGAUUACAGUUCCUUUAAGAUGUUUUCCAAUUCUGAUGAUCUAUGUUCUGCUUUCUAAGAGAUCUUGCCUCUCUGGCAAACUAUGAUUCCAGUAUUUGUUAAGUACUUCCACUUCCUUAGAGAAAGGUCCUAUGGGAAUAAAUAUAAAACAACAAAAUCCUCCUCUAUUGCUUGUCUUUUUGAAGAGGACAUUAAAAGGAGAUAUCUCCCAUCAUUUGUUUUAUUUUAUUCUCUAUGAAACGACUGGUGAAAGCUUAUUUCUCCCUUUUCACUGGAGCAAAACAUCUCUUACUUUUUCUGUUAGUAUGGAAUCAAGUCAAUACUACCUCUAAGAAAGUAAAUCCUACCUCUAAAAAUGGCCAGGCAGGUCCCAGCUCAGAAAUAGUCUUGGAUCUUGCUGAAACAAAAGGGCUACAAGUACUUUAGAUCAACAGGUAAUAAGAACAAUGAUUGAUUUCCCAAACCACUUAUUUAAUCUAGGAGCCAUAUCACAAACGAAUCCCUUGGAAGACCAUUUUCUAGUCUUUUUCUGACUACUGACUUCACUGUGAAGUAAGGCCCAAAAGUAAAGCAAUAGUUGGGUUUACAUGGCUUGAUGAAUAUUUUAAAAUUCUGUUGUUAACCACAGCAGUGUGAUAUGUUGAUGUUGGCAGUUAUGAGUCUAUAAAUUCAUUUUUUAAAUUGCUGAGCUCUGAAAAACAAAUAAUCCCAGUUCAUGACCAUUGAUUACCUAUUCAUCGUACUUUUAAUUGUAGAUUUUUAAGGAACAAAAAUUUAUUGGAUGGGGAAUUUUCAAAUUAAAAUCUCUGAUUGCUUAUAAGGAUUAUGUAAUAGUUAUUUAUAGGAUAUCACUAUGCAAUAAUUAUGGAUGUUUUUAUGGGGAGGUUCUUUCUCAAUCUGCUUUAUUGGUUUUCUUUUAAACUCUUUUUUUGGUAAAUAUAGUUAAAUAAUUUUAAUGUUGAUAACAAUGGCUUAUAUUUGUAUAGAGUUUAAGGUUUAUAAAGUCCUUUCCUCAAAACCAUAAGAGCACAACUUUGUAGACUUGGGAGAACUGGGCUUCAGUUCUGGCGCUAAGUACUCCAUGUUGCCUGGAACAAGCACUUAACUUGUCUAAAUCCAUUUCUUCAUCUAUAAGAUGAGGGAAAUAGCAUACUCCCUCACCCAAAAGAUGGUUAUAACAAUAAUGGCUCAUAGUUCUUUGAAAAUUACAAAGCAUUCUCCUAGUAACUGUUGAGAAGUAAGCUGGUUUAGUGGAUAAAGAACUGAUUCUGGAAUUGGGAAGACCAGGAGUCAAAAAGUUUAGGGUCUUUUCCUAGGUGUCUCACUGUUCUUCAGUCUCUUCUGAUUUUUCUUCAUUCAUGAUAUAUUUAUUAAAUCUUAUGAAUUUUAAGGCUCUGAUUUCUUUUUACUUUAAACUAUUUCACUGAAAAGCUAGGUGGUGCAGUAGAUAGGAUAUCUUGGAGUCAAGAAAACCUAAAUUCAAAUCCUGCCUCAGAGACUUACUAGCUGUGUGGCCCUGGACAAAUCAUCUAACUUCUUUCAGCCUCAGUUUUCUUAUCUGGAAAGUGGGGUUAAUAAUAGCAACAACUUCACAGGGUUGUCAUGAAGGUCAAAUGAGGCAACAUAUGUUCAAUGCUUUGCAAACCUUAAAGCACUAUAUAAAUGCUAUCUAUUACAAUAAUAUGUAUUUAUUUAUAUGUUGUCUCAGCUCUAUUAGAAUAUACAAUCUAUUAGAAUAUACAAUCCUUGAAGGUACUGCUUUUCUUUUCUUUGUAUCCUCAACAAAAAUAUUUGUUUUACCAAUUGAUCAGAGUUUGCCUCCAUCCCUAACUAGCUGUAUAUCUAUGGGAAAGUCACCUAACAUGUCUAAGUCUCAGUAUCUUCCUUAAAAUAUUGAUACCUGUAGUACCUAACAGGCUUAUUGUGAGGUUCCAUCCCUUGAAGCUAACAUCUUUUAUUUCUCCUUACCUUCUUAGUCAAACUCACAGAAAAUCCCACUUCCAAGUUGUCUCCACUUUCAUUCAUUUCUCAACCCUUUGCAAUUUGACUUCUGCCCUUAUUACUCAACUAAAAUAGCCCCCCUUAAGGAUUGAACAAUCUCUGAAGUGCCAAAUCAGCAGUUUUUUUAAUCCUCAACUUUCUUGACCUCUAUGUAUCUUGGCAAUGUUGAUCCCCCCUUUCUCCAGAAUAUACUCCUCUCUCUUGGUUUUCCUUCUAACUGUCUGGUUGCUUUUCUGAAGUCCCCUUUGCUUUGCAAUCAUGCCUAUCCUAUCCCCUUACAGUGGAUGACUAUCAAGGCUGUGCCCUGAGCCUUUUUGCCCAAUAUUAUUAGUUUCCAUGGGUUCAACUAUCAUUUCUAUGCAGAUGACUCCCAGAUAUACAUAUCUGGCUUUCAGACUUCUUUAAACUUGUCUAUUAUCAUCACCUAUGUCCUGGACAUUUCCAAAUGAAUGCCAGUCAACUGGGCAUCAGAACUCAACAUGUCUAAAACAGAACUUGCCUUCCUCCUUUACAUCCUUUCCUAUUCUUAACUCUCCUAUUUCUAUAUUCUAUCAUUCUUCAAGUUCACUUAAGGACUGUUCACUUCUAUACUGUAUCCUCAGUGCCUAGCAGAGUGCCUGGCACAUAUUAAGUAUUUAAUAACAAUCAUUAUUGAAUAAUGUAUGUAUAAUGCUUUUCAAAUUGUAAGGUACUAUAUAAGUUUGUCAUAAUUGCUUUCUUUCUCUCAAUAACAUCUUGACUUUGUUAGGAAUCUAUAUAAAAAUAAAGGAAAAUUUUUUCAGAAGCUCACAAAAA
Molecule: messenger RNA, 5254 nt
Organism: Monodelphis domestica (gray short-tailed opossum)
Lineage: Eukaryota; Metazoa; Chordata; Mammalia; Didelphimorphia; Didelphidae
Gene: KCTD14
Product: potassium channel tetramerization domain containing 14
Biological process (GO): protein homooligomerization
Molecular function (GO): protein binding
Source: RefSeq, a predicted model, not a curated record